Molecule: messenger RNA, 972 nt
Organism: Aspergillus pseudonomiae
Lineage: Eukaryota; Fungi; Ascomycota; Eurotiomycetes; Eurotiales; Aspergillaceae
Exons: 2
Coding region: 1-972 (323 amino acids)
Source: RefSeq, a predicted model, not a curated record
AUGCAGGCCCCCAAAGUUAGCAAAAUGGAGCCACGGGUGGCCAAAAACUGGGUCGACAAGCGCGAUUACUCCUCAGACUCUUACAUAGCAGACGGGCUUGCAAGUAGGGGCAUCCCUAGCUAUGUAUCUCACGCAACCAUACUGAGCUGUCACUACCUUGCACCACUUUCUCCAAACUCGGAGAUAGUGAUCCGUGACAAAGACCUUCAAGCCGCAUUUAGGGCCCUUCGGGACGAUAGGUUCUUAGAUUGCAGGACUAAAAGAGCUUGUGAAGAGGAGUUCUCUAAGGGAAGCGGACCUAAGCCUGACGUCCACCUACACUACAGAGGGGGUAUAGGUCGCGUCGACCUUUACAAGCACUCGACACAUUUCAGGUUUUUACGUGAACCUGUUCUUGGAGAACUAGAAUCCCGCGAUAGAAACUACAUGCUUUUGUCAGACACGAGGGUCCCUCUCCUGGACAGACCAAAUUUCCAAUUUGCGCCUCUUAUUGAAACGCUGCCACAAUUCAAAGAUUCGCUGGGUCCACAGUGUGGUCGUCGAGUUAGAUUCUAUGGGGUGAAAGCUCCAUUGCUGGUUCGAGCGAUCUCGUCCUGCGGCUACCAGUUUUACCAGGCUGUCAAGUCCAUUUAUAAACUUGAUAAAGCUAUCGAUAACGCCAAAGAUAAUGGGAUCAAGCGCAGUUAUGAAUCGAAGCGCGCCGACUGUAUCAAGGACGCUUGGCUUUGGUUUGUUUACCUAAAUGCCAUAGUCUGGCUGUACCGUCACAAUCAGGAUGACCCCAGACGAGGGCAUACCUUAUCCUGGAACCAGAUAAUGAAGGAAGUUGAUCAGGAACUAGUACCUUGGCUGAACAAUUGGAAGGCUUUGUACCUGGUUACCGACAACAGAGACAAGGAAUCCCACAGGGCCAAGUUCGAGAAGUGCAUUGAGGAUGUGACGAGAGCUUUGAGGCCAAAAAGACGCAAAUAA